Molecule: messenger RNA, 399 nt
Organism: Diprion similis
Lineage: Eukaryota; Metazoa; Arthropoda; Insecta; Hymenoptera; Diprionidae
Product: histone H4
Exons: 1
Coding region: 9-320 (103 amino acids)
Biological process (GO): nucleosome assembly
Cellular component (GO): nucleosome
Molecular function (GO): protein heterodimerization activity; structural constituent of chromatin; DNA binding
Source: RefSeq, a predicted model, not a curated record
GCAUCAAGAUGACCGGUCGUGGUAAGGGAGGAAAGGGAUUGGGAAAGGGAGGCGCUAAGCGGCACAGGAAGGUACUUCGUGAUAACAUCCAGGGAAUUACGAAACCUGCCAUUCGGCGUCUGGCUCGUCGUGGUGGCGUCAAAAGAAUCUCUGGUCUUAUCUACGAGGAGACCCGCGGUGUACUUAAAGUUUUUCUUGAAAACGUCAUCCGCGAUGCGGUUACGUACACUGAGCACGCCAAGAGGAAGACUGUAACAGCCAUGGACGUGGUCUACGCUCUUAAACGUCAAGGCCGUACUCUCUACGGAUUCGGCGGUUAAAGAGGCCUAGUUCCCAGCUUCGAAACCAAAAACGGCCCUUUUCAGGGCCAACAACAUUUCUCUGAUGCAAAUCGAAUAU